AUGUACAUCAACAAACUAUAUGUCGAUCACCCAGACAGGUUUAGACAGUAUGGGUUAUGGGAACGAUAUGCUGACCUAUAUCCAGAUAAAGAUUUGGUUUACACUGUUGGUGUUGAUGAUUAUCGAAAGGAUUGGUUCUUCGCUCAGGUUACAAGGAAAACUGGUGAUAAUGCAUAUAAAAGCACAACAUGGCAAAUCAAAUUCAAUCUUGACAAUGUGGAUCAAGCCGGAACCUACAUAUUAAGAUUAGCACUUGCAUCUGCACAUAAUUCCGACUUGCAGGUCCGGAUAAAUGAUCCUGAUGUAAAUCCUCCGGUAUUUUCAAGUGGAGUUAUUGGGGGUGACAACGCGAUUGCCAGGCAUGGAAUUCGUGGAAUCUAUUGGUUAUUUAGUGUGGAGAUACCAGGUUCUGAAUUAGUUCAAGGGGAAAAUACCAUAUACUUGACACAAGCUAGGAGCAGUAGCCCUUUCCAAGGAAUUAUGUAUGACUACAUUCGUAUGGAAAGUCCCCCAUCUCUUUAG
This is a messenger RNA of Fraxinus pennsylvanica, 522 nucleotides long. The record is from the annotation of a GenBank genome assembly. NCBI's taxonomy places the organism in Eukaryota, Viridiplantae, Streptophyta, Magnoliopsida, Lamiales, Oleaceae.